GUCUAUAAAUUGAUUCAUGCAAGAAAUGAAGAAAUGCAAUACAAAGUUGAGCUCAGAAUUAACAAACAAUAGUAUAUUUUAGAUGGUUCUUUCUUUUGAUCAAUCAAUGGCUAAUGUUAAGCUAGCUCCUUUUGCUAUCUUCUUGCUUGCUGCAUUCUUAAUGUUCUCGAUGAAGAAAAUAGAAGGAGCAAAGUGUGGGGAGGAUUGCGACACACAAGUUAAUUUUUGUAAUAAUCAUGAUGGUUGUCAAUGCUUUGUCACGGGUGUUUUGAAUCAGCCUGGCUGGUGCGCCACACUUCUUCAUAUUGAAAAGAAGGUUGAGGAACAACCUAACUUAUGUUGGUCUCAUGCUGAAUGCAUAAGAAAGGGUAGUGGGAAUUAUUGUGCUCAUCUUCCUAAUUCUAAUAUCAAAUAUGGCUUCUGUUUUGCCUCUAUCUCUGUAGCAGAAGCUACAUUCAAGAUGGCAGCUAGCACUAUAUUCAAAAGCAACUUCUUGAAGAUGUCUGUUCCUGCUUAAUAUCAAUAUGCAAGAAAAGCCUACCAUGCUAGAUGUAUAUUAUGCAUCUAUGUACUACUUUAAAUAGUAGUCUUUGUUUCCAACUAAAUAAUUGGAUUUCUUAAUAUCCAUCCAAAUUUCAAUAAUGAUGUAUAUGCAUGGUUGUGGCUAUUUAAGAUAUGAUGUUGAUUUGCAAGUAAUGUAUGUCAUUACUCGUUUUCAUAUAUAUAAUAUAUAGUUGGGGAUUUGUAUUUUUGCUUUCA
Molecule: messenger RNA, 759 nt
Organism: Medicago truncatula (barrel medic)
Lineage: Eukaryota; Viridiplantae; Streptophyta; Magnoliopsida; Fabales; Fabaceae
Product: albumin-1
Exons: 2
Coding region: 83-517 (144 amino acids)
Source: RefSeq, a predicted model, not a curated record